Messenger RNA from Nematocida ausubeli, 1524 nucleotides. RefSeq lists its product as uncharacterized. The record is from RefSeq and is a predicted model, not a curated record. Lineage: Eukaryota; Fungi; Microsporidia. Gene Ontology annotation, molecular function: protein binding. The transcript has a single exon. Gene Ontology annotation, biological process: cell division. The coding region runs from base 1 to 1524 and encodes 507 amino acids.
AUGGAAGUAGAAUUACUGCAGGCCUGCAGAGAGGCACAUUUGGAUGAAAGUUCUAUUCUUUUGGCAGAGCACAUAUUUAGGAAGGAGCAGACACCCCGUGCAUUUCUGGGGCUUCUUACAGUUCUGGCAGAGACAAAUAAGUACGAGGCCGUGAAGUGGCUGGUGCACAGAAGGAGGGAGUACUUUUUGUACGAAGAGAUACAAAGGAUCUACAUUGAAGUUAUGAAGAGACUGGGUGAGAUAUCUGAGAUAGAUGCAUUUAUGAUGUCAAGCAAAAGGAUUGAUGAGAAUGAGUGCAUGCAGGACACGGAGGCAGGGAGUCGUAACUGUGCGUAUACAGUGGACUGCCAGAAGACAGAGGGAUAUUCUAGUGUAGUUGGUGCAGAUUAUGCAGGGCGUGGGUACAGACCAAUUAGCAGGCUUUCUUUGAACAGCUACUACCAAGCACUUAUACAAAAGGGAAGUGAAGAGAAGAGGAGAGAGUGCAUUGACAGGGCAAUAGAAUUUGAUGAGAGAAAUUUGGAGCCAUACAUAUACAUAGGCAUGACUAAGUCGUACAGUGAGUUGGAAGGGUACAUUGACAGGGUGCAAGAUGCAUCUGUUAGGGAACUGUUCAGAACCCUUCUUUCCAGCAGGAAAGAGUCUUUCUCACUUUUCUCAAGAUCAUUUCAUACACCAUUUUCAUGCUGCAGGAUUGCGAAAAGACUCUUCAAUGAGAGACAGACAAGUGAAAUAUUUCAGAUUGCACAGUACACGGCAUCUGUGUAUCCAUCGCACUACUUCACGUACAUUAUAUCUGGGAUGUAUUAUAUACUCAUUGGGAAGCACGCAGAUGGUAAAAGAGCCUUGUUUAAGGCCCUGCAGCUGAAUAAUUCGUAUGGGAUGGGGUGGAUUCUGUUGGGAUACUGCCAGGCAUUCCUGUGCGAGAGCAGUAAUGCAAUUGCAUGCUACGAGAAGGCGGAGGUCUUGAUGGAAAGCACUGGGUACAUGCCCUCCCUUGGGAUAGCCCUGGAGUACCAUAGAAUGCGAAGUUAUCAAAAGGCAGAAAAGAAGUAUCUUGAUGUUCAGAAGAAGUACGGCAUGGAGUACUGCUUCAAUCCUUAUGUAUCCUUGCUGGUUGUGCAGGGACGAUAUGAUGAGGCACUGCAGCUGAUUGCGGAUAAAACAUGCUCUGGGGAAAGAGCCCUUCUUAAAAGUGCCUGUUAUUUGUUCCUGGAUGAAACAGAAAUGGCAGAAGAGGCCUUGCAGGAUGUAAAUAUAUCAUACCACAGCAAAACGCAAAGCAAGUACUAUUUGCUACUUGGCUACAUACAGCACAUGAAGAAGAAAUAUUGCGAGGCCAUAGAGCUGUACCAGAAGGCUAUUCUAGACCCAUCUAAGCCUGCUGGUAGUUUAGUGAAUGACCUGCUGGAACUUGCAAUAAAGAACUCGCUGGAAGAGAAUAAUAAGAAGCUUGUGAUGCAAUACAAAGAAGAUGUAUUUGACUUCCUUGAUCUGAAGGCAGACCUGCCUUUAGUUCUGUGA